GAGGCUGCUUGAAUGACGUUUGAGGGGUACGUCGUGCCCACUGAUUCUCUGGGGGCGGGGUUUGUGGGCGGGGUUUAGAAGUGAUAGCCUAUAUUGAGAGCCUGAACCGGCAGGGGCUAAAAUUUCUCUCAUCAGCUGAGUCUCUGCACACUGGCUGUAUCUCGCCUUCACUCUGCACCUGUCUGCCUGCCUGCCUGCCUGAGACCUGUCUCUUUCUCCGCUCCUGCUAACGUCCUCCAGGCGCCUUUCAAGCAAUAAGGAUGAAGAUCGAGAACAGCCUGCCUUGCCAGCAGCUCCCCGAGGUGCAUCCUCAAACUGGACUGCAGUUCACUGUGGCCACUGAGGAAGACUUUGAUGACAUCAUGGCCAUGAGCCAGGAUAUCUAUGGGGGCCUAGACUACCUUCCCACCCGCUACCAGUCUUGGCUGCAGGAGACCAACCGCACUGUCAUCCUGGCUCGCAAGCAAGGCAAAGUGAUUGCACUUGAGUCAGUGUGUGUUAUUGAUGAUGGCGAGACUAUGCUGGUGGAGGGGCUUCGUGUGGCCCCUCAGGAGAGGGGCAAGGGUGUGGCGGGUGUGCUGCUCCGUUUCUGCUCUCAGCUUGUGAAGUCCAAGUACCCUGACGUUAAAGUGAGUAGACUGACCAGAGAUGACCAAUUGGGACCUAAGGACUUCCAGAAGUACAGACUCAUCACAAAACAGGCAAUCCUCCUGGUCCGCUUCCGUGCAGAAGACUUAAAGCUACAUCUUACUGAUCUUGGGCUGAAUGUGGGCAUUACAGGAAAUGACCUGGCCCCUGCCAACAUUCCAGUGCGCUUGGAACACUCAGAGGUUCGCCAGCUCUUCUUGAGCAGCGGUUUGAUGCAGGAUGUCCUACCCAAUGCCACCAUUGUGCAGGACUGGCAGCCCUUCAAGCCUCUGCCCAGCAACAUGGCGAUCCUGCUGAAGAAGGACAUUGAUUGGAUGGUGGAUGACAUCAGCUGCCCAUCCAUGGCCAGCCUGUGCACCUUUCCCUUUCGUGUGCCCAUUGGCGACGACUGGUACUACCUCAACAUUGACAUGUUUGGAAAAGAUCUGGCUUUGGCUGUCCAGCAGCUCCUGUGCCACUUGAGACGCCACACCAAUACGCUGAAAGGUCAUGUGAUGUGCCAGGUGUUCCUGGACCCACCCCUGUGGAAGCCCAUGGCUGAGUUCUUCAAGGAGACCCUGAAAGUGGAGCUGGUAAAACAAUACACUGAGCAGUGCGUGGUAGAGUCUGACGUGUAGCAGCAGGAGGGAUGGACACAGCUAAGAACGAGGAUCUGAAGACACCCCUCUCCUCACAUCCAAACGCCAAACUACAGUAGAGACUGGAAGAGCUUUGACAUCUCUCAGAUGGUUUCUUUUCAUAUCUUGCCCCAGAACAAAACGUUAACCUUGUAGAUAAAACAACAAGCUGAGGACUAAAAUGUCCUUAUAGAUUAAUUGAAUACUUGAAGUCUCACAGUUAGUUUAAUAACGCCUCUCGUAAGGAUUCAAUUGCAAAAAAUGAAACAACAUGGUUAAAAAAACAGAUACAACUUCAUAUGCAACGGUUAGUUUGAAAGUUUAAGCUACAUAACUUAUUUCAGUAUGCAGUACAGUGUGUGUGGAUUUACACAUGCUGAGUUGCAAAGAAGACUGCACAACCUUUAAGGCACUUUAUAAUAAUCUAAAUGGAAUAUCUCGCUAUAGAUGGUGGGAUGGUUGCUUUAGAGACUAUUUUGUCUGAAUGUUGCACUGUAGCUGCCAAUGUUGAGGAUAACACAAAAUUUUAUUGCAUUCUUUCUUGCAGCAUACCCAGAAGGAAAUCUAGAAUACUUCGAAAACAUUGUGAUUAAAUGCAUACAGUUUGAAGUGAUUAGUAUUUCCUCAGGUUAAAUCAACGCUUAUCUCACGUUUUUAAAAAAAGAUACAGCUGUUGUUUCUGUUAGGUUAGUGAAACAUCUUCCCCGGACUUAUUUACUCGCUUCUGCUCCAGUGCUUUGAAAUUAAACGCACAGUAGUUGAUGUCAGUCAGAGAAAUUUGCUCAUAAUUACAGUCUUAAAUGCUUGCUUUAUUUUAUGCACUUGACCUUAUUUGCUAGUAUUGUUGUGGCAUCACCAUAUA
This is a messenger RNA of Colossoma macropomum (tambaqui), 2127 nucleotides long. RefSeq names its product N-acetyltransferase 16 (gene nat16). The transcript is spliced from 4 exons. The record is from RefSeq and is a predicted model, not a curated record. Lineage: Eukaryota; Metazoa; Chordata; Actinopteri; Characiformes; Serrasalmidae. Gene Ontology annotation, molecular function: acyltransferase activity, transferring groups other than amino-acyl groups. Bases 261 to 1265 code for a protein of 334 amino acids.